Neurospora tetraspora is the source of this 2382-nucleotide messenger RNA. Its product is annotated as heterokaryon incompatibility protein-domain-containing protein. Bases 252 to 2306 code for a protein of 684 amino acids. Lineage: Eukaryota; Fungi; Ascomycota; Sordariomycetes; Sordariales; Sordariaceae. The record is from RefSeq and is a predicted model, not a curated record. The transcript has a single exon.
AGAGGCGCGACGCGUUGGGCUAGCCAACCUCAUCUGUCAGAGGCGCAGCUACAGACGCCAGACGCGGCCGCGCUCGGCGCUACCAACCAUCAAGACCUGGGCUGCGACGCCGUCAGCUUCCCGUGCAUAUCGACUACCAUCGAUGACCAUCACACCUAGCGAGAAGGUGAAGAAAAACAAUGGACUUUUAGACGAUUCAACAACCGCCGUAUUUCCGCUGCGGUUGUCCGGCUUCCAUCAACGGCAACACGAUGGCUCUCACCCUUUGCUCCAAGUGCUCGACCCUGAGCUUCCAUGAUCUCUUCAAUGACGAUGUGGUCUUCCACCCUGACCUCAACUCCCUUGUCCAAUCGGCCAAGAAAUGCGAGAGCUGCAACUUGUGGUGGACACAGGUUCAACGCGGCUGCAGCAAAGAGGACAUCGCAGCUUGUCAAGCCAAGAAGCUUCCCGCCCACGCAACCAAAUCCAGCGACAACGGCGACUUCAACAUCUACCUUCGCGGCGAAUGGCAUCCUGCAGGCACGGCCAGCGUCCCCGACCAGAUCUGGCUCUCGUGCGGCGUCCUUGUCUCAGCCGCUGGCCAUGACGCUUCAACCAAAUUGCAAACCCAUGUGGCCGUCUUUGCUGACCCUGCCACCCCCGCAGGCGCCUUGUUUGCGGGAAGAUACAGCACCAGUUCCCAUAACCCUGAAUAUCAUGCAACCUUUGCGAAGAUGACGCUGGCGGCUUGUCGCAAGGGACAUGGAGUUUGCAAUCAGGCAUGCCCGCCUGGGGCGAGACAGAUGCCUACGAGGGUCAUCGACGUUGGAGAUCAGACCUUGCCAGCGUCCAAGAGGGUCACUCGGAUCGUCUUGACCAAGGACCUCAAGCAGCCGCAGCCGUACACGGCUCUGUCCUACUGCUGGGGCAGAGGUACCCAAGCAAUGCUCAGCGACAAGAACUUCGCCGACUUCCUCAAGUUCCUCCCCGAAUCCAAGCUCAGCAAGACCCAUAUCGAGGCCAUCGACCUCACCCGUCUCCUUGGGAUCCGCUACCUUUGGAUAGACGCCCUCUGCAUCAUCCAAGGAAAUCAGAAAGACUGGGAAUCUGAAUCCAAGCGCAUGGCCUCCGUCUACGGCAACGCCGAACUGACCAUCAUCGCCGGCCGGUCUGCCGACAGCGGGCUUGGCUUCCUUACCAACAACUACCUGACCACCAAAAAACACCCAAAGCCAGUCCCCAUGAAAGCCGGCCCGCAUCUCCAUACCGGCGAGGGCCCAGAUCUCGGAACUGUCUACCUAACAAUCCAACGCGGAAAAUCUGUCGGGCCCGUAGAUACCAGAGGCUGGUGCUUCCAAGAAGCCCUUCUUUCCAACCGCUCCCUUAUUUUUGGGGAAGAUCAGGUGUCAUACCAAUGCCGCUUACACACGCGGUACGAAGACGGAUGUGUAGAUAUCGAUACCUCCAAGCGGGAACAAUCCCUCACCUUUCUCAAUCCAGGCACCAAACCCGAAGUUUUGAGGAGAUGGUAUCAAAUGCUUGUUAGCUUUACUCCCCGAGCGUUGACAGAGCCGCACGACAUUUUUGCUUGCAUCGUGUCUGUUGCGCUGAUCACGCACGGCGUCCUGAAGGCAAGACACCUGGCCGGAUUAUGGGAAUGCGAUAUGCCAAGGGGACUGUUGUGGAAGUCUAGAUGGAGUUAUACCAGUCGCAAACACUUUCUACCCAUCGAGAAGCCAUUAGCAUCCCCGUUCACAAAACGCCCUGGCGAAACCCCCGGCAAGCCCGUUAUCCGUGCACCUUCAUGGAGUUGGGCACAUGUGACCGGUCAGGUAUUCUGGGAUACCAACCCGCGCAUCGAGUCAAAGUGGAUUGACCCACAGAACAAUUGCAUCAGACCGCGUGAUCCGAAGGGGUUGUGGACGGCGGGUAAGGUGGUAGGCAACCCGGAUGUGUUGUACAUGCCGUCGCUCGAGCUACAAAUCUUCGGCAGAGCCGUUGAAGUUCGCUGCACGAACGUGGUGAAGAAGACGGGACUGAGACCGGAGGGGAUCAUGUUGGAGUCAAUGAAGCCCGCACCGAGUGCGAAACCGGCGCCGGCGCUAGCGACAAGUGGAACGGCGAAACCCACCUAUAUCGCUCUUGGAUAUUUCGACUUUCCCAGCGAUCCAAGACCGGCGAACAUUUGGUGCUUACUCGUUGUCACGCAUGAAGGAUUACUGCUUACCCGUGAUGGAAAGGGCAAAUUUCACCGCGUUGGCUGGUUUGCGGUGCAGGAUGGGAAGCAGUUCGAGGGCGUCAAAGAGACAGCCGUGGACUUGGUAUAGAGUGUCGAGUUCGGUGGUCUUUUUCAGGGCAUUGCGGCUGACGUCGACGCCGUUGCCGGUAUACCUAGAUGGCCGA